UUACCUUCACCCAUCCUCCGUGGGCUGUGACGAGUACAUACAGAAGGUACAAGUCUAUUUCGUGGCCAUUUAUCUUCGGUAUUUUACGAAAUGGAGUCCCUCGGGCUUCAUGGAAUUGCCUUAGGUCUCUUAUAAAACCUUCACGUUCCCGUUGGUAUGUGACUGGGUCCUUGUUGAGAAUUUUGGCCAUAUUAGCACUAAAUCACUUCUGUUUACAACAUCACACGUGUUUCAAAGAUAUAUUUAUCCAUCGAAAGUCCCGAUACGCGCGACGCGGACAUCGGGAAGUGUAGAUUCACCACAGAAAGAUAGCAGUUGGGGCACAACCGCCGAGGGUAUUGUUCGACUCCCGCACAAGUAGGAUUGACUCACUUUCCGAACCCCUGUGCACUCUCGACGUUGCAACCGAGGUCUGGUUCCAAUAAUACGCAAAACACGCAUAAAAAUUCUUUCUCACGUAAAUCUAACAUUUUGUAUAUACAACUGCACCUUUAGAUACCUUUCUAAUCGGGAAUUCAUCGAAAUACACCAAAUACGUAACACUUCCAACCUCUGCACGUUUCUCACUAUGCAUAAUGUCACUCAGUCAAAAUGGCGGCAGCCAUUAUCCUUUAAAAACGCGGAUAGAUACUUAUUUUCAGAGUUCUCGAUAACAUAACCACAUAUUUUCACUUCCACUUUUUGUAAGUAACAUGUGUAGUUAAAAACAAAUAACACGCCACUUCACACACCUCAUCACCUUUAGAAGGUUAGAUGUACGCUUGCUGGCCGGGCAGUCCACGCUACACAUAGUUAGUUAUAUUUCUUCGCACAGAUGUCGUUAGCAGUCAUACCCCAUGCAACGUGUUCAUAAUAGCGUGCUGAAGCUGGGGGAGGAAAAGACACCAUAAAGAAGAUAAUUAUCGCCGUAGACAAUGGAAUAAAAUUCCGAAAACGAAGGAUUUGGAUCAGAUUGAUAAUGACAUGAAAGAAGAGAAUGCUCAGAAACUCAUUCAUCAAGAAAUUGAUUUUGACAAACCUGGAUUAGCACAACAUUAUUGUCUUCACUGUGCGAGAUAUUUCAUUGAUGAUCGUUCUUUAAAAGAACAUUUUCGUACUAAAGCUCACAAGCGAAGACUAAAAGACUUGGAAACAGAACCAUACACAAUUGAAGAAUCUGAACGAGCUGGGGGACUUGGUUCCUUUAGUGUUGCUAAGAAGAGAAAGGUAGAAACUCAGGAGUGUAACAGUGUUCUUGAGAUUAAACCAAAGGAACAGAAAAUGGAGAAUUAAUGUUGAAAUGUUGUAAUCAUAUGUUAAAACAAACUUUUUGGAAAUGCUGAAAUAUAGAAUUUUUAUUCCUAGGUUUAUUGUUUAUCGUCAUUAUGCCACAUCGCUUCUUUUUGUGCCAGGUGCUAAAAAAAGUCAACAAGUGUCUAUUGUUUCUCCACAUCUUGAUUUUGAUGACAGAUUUCGUAAUAUAUCAGAACUUGAAAGAAAUGUGAAGGCCAGAAGGUUAAGUAUUAAUGUUAAAAAAUGUCAUGAAAUGUGGCAAAUAUUGUGUCAUGUUAAUAAUAGUAAGAGUACCAUUGAGAAAAAGCGAGCUGAAAUUCCUGCUAAAAUUAAAGAACUUCAGGAAUGUGGCAAAGUACAAAAGGCAGAAAAAUACAUACAUCAAGCAAAACUAUUACGAGAAGAACUAAAGUCAUUGUCCAAAACUAUUUGGGAAUUGGAAGAGAUAUCUAUUCCUAAAGCUUUAAAUUUGCCCAAUGAUCUUCAUCCAGACACACCUUUGGAAAGUGAAAUUUGUCUGUACAGGAAUGAUGAGCCUCUCACAAAAUGCAGUGAAAGUCAUGUUGAAAUUGCUGAAAAGUUUGAUGUAAUUGAUUGGAGAAACAAUAAUUGUUUCUUUUUUUUAAAUAAUGCAGCACUGUACGAAACACGUGUACUGAGUGUGGUUUCAGAAUUAUUGAAAAGAGAUAAGUACAUUGAAGUUUCUAAUUCAGAUUUUGUUCGUAGUAUUGUUUUAGAAGGUUGUGGAAUGUCCUUUGACAAUCCUUCCAUUUCUUUCUUGCUCCAAGACGAUGGUGAAAAGAAUUUAAAUCGCUUACACUUAGUUGGAAGUGCAUCUCUUCCUUCAUUCUGCUGUUUGCACUCUAAACAUUAUGUUUCUGAGAACGUUUUGCCUCUGAGAUAUGUAACUGUGGGCCGUCAAUAUAAGCCCACUGAAGAAACAGAAGUGAAUGGACUUUUCAGCACAUGGCAGGAAACAGUUGUUGGAGUAUUUGUAGCUACUCCAAGUAUUUCUACAAUGAUGGAUGAAUUUAAUUGCCUGGUGAAACUUAUAACGAAGUUUUACCAACAAUUUAAGUAUCCUCUGAAAAUUGUUUAUGUCCCAGCUCAUAAAUUGCAAAUUCAUGAAAACUUGAGAAUGAGUAUUCAGAUGUAUUCACCUAAUUCUCAAGCAUUUAUAGAAGUAGGAAAUAUUUCAGUAUCUGGAUCCUUUUUAAGUAAGAGACUUCUCAUGUGUUAUCAAAAGAGUGACAAUGAAAACAAAUUCCUCAACAUUGUAUCAGGAACUCUUCUGUCAGCACCUAAAUUUAUAGGUUGUGCUAUGGAAAAUGAUUACUGUAGAAAUGAGGAAUUGCUUGUAUUAGAGAGAAUUAAUAAUGGUAUAUCUGUUGCUACAUAAACAUGUAUAUAUGUAUGUAUAAUAUCAAACAAGAUAUAACUUCGGCAAUAAACUUUAAUAAAAAGAUACAUGUAAUUGAAGAUGCAACCUAAUGUUAAUACAUUGCAAAUAUUUCAGUAAUUGUUUAUUAGUUAUUUAUUAGCUUGACAGAAAAUAAUCCCUUAAUAAUCCAAAGCACAUAUAAGAGCAACUCCCCUUUUUAUCCAGUGCUUUUGAGGCUCUCUGCUUGGUAGUUCCAUUGUUACCACAUAAUUUGUCGAGUGUCCUGUAGUAGAGAGUGUUCCUGCCCUUGUUAAUGUUUUAUAUACAGGAGAUUCAUAUACUGAAGAAGGCGUUACAUGGUUUUUCUCUGGUACCAUCCAUAUGAUGGGAAAUUCUGGAAGCAAUGUAUUACACAAGAUUGUAAUUAUGAAAUGAAAGCAGUAUCAUAUACAUAAUGAAUACUUAUGUUAACUUUCCAACCCAACUAUUUAUAAAUGCACAAAUAAGCAUGUCACUUUUAAUUAUAUUUCAGUCUACUAAUCAAUAUUAGGUUUCCUAACUGUUCUUGUGUUGGCUGUUAUCUGUUAAUGAAUCUAAAACAUACAUGAUCUUUAUACUCACAAGAUUUUAUUUUUAACAUGAUUUUAAUGAUUCAGAAUUUACAAGGUAUUCAUUUGAAUUGGUUAAUAACAUUUACAUAAUUGAGAGUAAAGUAUCAUUUAACUGUUUGUCACAUCCCUUCCUAACAAUCCUCUUGAUACAGAAAAUUUCUGCAAUUUAUGAAAAAGGCAAUAACAAGCAAUUAUUUUUAAUUAACGAUCAACUAGUCUUACUACAGAAUGGCAUAGACAUUUUCAUACUAGUGAAGUUUUCUAAUUUCUUUAGUCUGGGCCAUCUUACUGAUAUUUCCUCACCCUUUUCCGAUCUGCUAACUAUUGAACGUAAAAGAUUUUUUCACAUAUUCUCAAUUUUUUAGUACCUAAUAGAAGAAUUGUAAAGAGUUACAAUAUGAUAGAAAAGUAAGUUCUCGUCAUAUGUGAAUUUUCAUUGAAAAAUUUGAAGAUGUUUUGAAAAAUCUGGCCCAAUCAGGUUGAAUUCAUUUUUCACUAUCUGUAAAUGAAGAGGAAAAUAAAUGGAACCAUUUUUAAGGAAAUUGUUAUGAAUAUUUGCCCACAUGUCCCUCAAAAUUGCGUGAAAACUUAAAUAUCUUUUUUUAAAUUGUAAAUGGCAUUAAUUAAUACACUAAUUAUGGAAAAUAAAGUUCAUGUGAAGAAAAAA
Molecule: messenger RNA, 3931 nt
Organism: Gryllus bimaculatus (two-spotted cricket)
Lineage: Eukaryota; Metazoa; Arthropoda; Insecta; Orthoptera; Gryllidae
Source: the annotation of a GenBank genome assembly